Naegleria gruberi is the source of this 1848-nucleotide messenger RNA. RefSeq names its product BRCT domain-containing protein. Lineage: Eukaryota; Heterolobosea; Eutetramitea; Acrasida; Naegleriidae. Gene Ontology annotation, molecular function: protein binding. Gene Ontology annotation, biological process: mitotic G2 DNA damage checkpoint signaling; DNA replication initiation; mitotic DNA replication checkpoint signaling. The record is from RefSeq and is a predicted model, not a curated record. The transcript has a single exon. The coding region runs from base 1 to 1848 and encodes 615 amino acids.
AUGGUCAAAAAGAGUAACGGUAAAUCUGGUGUGCUAUCUAGUUUGGUUUUCUGUUGCUCUGGAACACUCAGCAAGAAACGAUCGGAUGUGGAGAGUGAUAUCAAGAAGAAUGGAGGAAAGACUUCAUCAUCAGUGACCAACUCGACUAAUUUUCUGAUCACAACAGAACAUGAAGCUCGUGGUAUUCCUACGUCAAAGGUGAAUAAUGCAAAAGCAAAAGAUGUUCCUAUUGUGAGUGAAGAUUUUCUAUGGAAGUGUAUUGAUAGUGGAAAGGUUGUAGAUUAUAGAAAGUACUUGUUGAUAUCAGGAAGUGGCAGUGGCAGCCAUUCGGAUGAUAGUGGCAGUGAUUCGGAUAGUGAUUCCAAAGCUAAGAAGAAGAGGAAAACAUCAUCGAAAUCAACUGCCAGUAGUUCUGGUAAGGCAAGCAGUUCUGGAAGCAAGAUUAUCAAAUUUAAAGAGUUUAACAAGUUGCCAGACGAAAUUGUUCGUCAGAUCUUCACAUUCUGUUCAGUUUCUGAUUUGAUUAGAUUGUCUUGUAUUUCAAAAUUCAAUACCCUUAUUGCUGAUGAAACAGAAGAGGAAACAGUUGCAUUUUUACUUUCUGUUAGAAAUCAAAAUGUGAAAUCUAGAGUUGAAAAUAAUCUGUUUCACCAUAUUCAUGAUAAUGAAUACGAAUUUAAAGGAGAGCCAGUAUUAAAGUUAACACCUGAGGAGAUCUGCAACUUGCAGAAAUCCAUUGGUAGAUUAGCUAUCACUGCUGAAAAGAGAAAGGAUUGGAAAAAGAGAGUCCAAAAAGCCAUUCAAGUCGAUGUCACCAAUCACAAGCAUGCAAAGAGAACAGACUACAAUUCCUCAACUAUCUUCCACUUGAUUAAGAGUGAAGAGGCCAUGAGUAGAUAUUUCACAACUGGUCUCAAAUAUUCUCGAAUCUAUUUCAAAGACGAGGAUGACGGUGAUGAGGACGAGGAUGAUGAUGAUGAAGAGGAAGGAAAAGUAAAAAGAAAGAAUACUUAUAAGGGAUCAGUUAAACUUCAACUCAAAAAGACAUUGGAUAAUAUUGAAAAAUUUGAAGAGUUGGAUCUUGCCAAAUUUGAAGAAGAUUUCCACGAUAAGAAGCCAAAGAUAUUCAUUGAUUGGAUCAAGCAGAAUUCUAAGAAAUUACAACAAAUCAAUUCAAUUAACUUGUUAAAUGUUGAUGAAGAAGAUAAUGAUGUAUGCUAUAUUCAACAAGAUGACAUGACUAGUGUUUUCAAUAGCCUCCCAAAGUUGUCAUUUUGGAGAUCUAAGGGUGGUGAAAAUUUGAACAUUUCAGCUCAAUUCAGUCACAUCAAUCUCAAGUCUCUUGUUUUAAUUUCUGCCUCACUGAGCACAGAUUUUUUAACAAAUUUAUUCAAUGCCUAUCUUCCAAAUUUAACUCAUUUGGAACUCUUUAUAGGACUUUCAGUUGAUGGAUGCAAUGAUGAAUUUAUGAAGAAUUCCAAAUUACUUUCCAAGGAUGAGAAGGGAAUCUUUCCAAGUUUGACCUAUCUAGGUUUGAGAAAUUUUGAGUUUCUUAAUCAAUGCACAAAGACAAUUUUCGAAAGUGCCAUCUCAAAGAGAGUUCACAUUAUUGAUUUUUCUCUUUCAAACCUUAAUGAUAAGGGAGUUAAUGAAUUUGUAGAACUUUUGGAAAGUGGAAUUGAAAGUGAUUAUUUACAUUUACAAAUUCUAGACCUGAGUCACUGUUUCGUCUCCAAUAAGGUGAGAAGUAGAUUGAAUCAACUUCCAAUUAUUGUGAAUACAUCUCCAGCAGAAUGUUAUAGCGGUGCAGAAGAUGAAGAAGGUGACAUUUAUCUUCAUUCACAUUAA